Candoia aspera is the source of this 4298-nucleotide messenger RNA. RefSeq names its product PH domain containing endocytic trafficking adaptor 1 (gene PHETA1). Gene Ontology annotation, biological process: receptor recycling; retrograde transport, endosome to Golgi; endosome organization. The transcript has a single exon. Bases 328 to 1158 code for a protein of 276 amino acids. The record is from RefSeq and is a predicted model, not a curated record. Lineage: Eukaryota; Metazoa; Chordata; Lepidosauria; Squamata; Candoiidae. Gene Ontology annotation, cellular component: trans-Golgi network; recycling endosome; early endosome.
GAAUUGCAGGCCGUCAAGUGUCGCAGAAGUAGGCUGUCCCUCCCGUAAUUUGGCAAAUCCGCCUUUGCUCUGCUGAUUAUUUGAUGACAAACCGCCCAGGAAGAAUCCUGGGGGUGGAGGAGAGAAAGAUGGAAAAAUACAGAACGUUUAAGUCUCGAAACUGGGCGCCUCCCUGCCAGCCCAGGGCCAGCUGUUCUCAGUGCUGCAGGCGCGGCCGCUUCGGGGCCGUAGAGACCCAAACGGCCCCUUUGCGCCCGGGGCCCAUGAUGGCUGCAGGACCCACGGCGCUUUCUCACUGUUCCUUGUCCUCUCCAGGGACGCCCCAGCAUGAAGCUGAACGAACGAAGCCUCUCUUUCUACGCCACCUCCGGCUCCCCCGCCGACAGCGCCGGCUUCCUGCACAAGAAGGGCGAACGCCACGUGGCCUCCCACCGGCGCUGGUUCGUGCUGAAGGGGAACAUGCUCUUCUACUUCGAGGGCCAGGAGAGCCGGGAGCCGGUGGGGGUCAUCAUCCUGGAGGGCUGCACGGUGGAGCUCUGCGAGGCGACUGAGGAAUUUGCCUUCGCCAUCAAAUUCGACGGCCCCAAGUCACGCACCUACGUCCUGGCGGCCGAGAGCCAGCCCGCCAUGGAGGCCUGGGUGAAGGCUCUCUCCAGGGCCAGCUUCGGCUACCUGCGCCUGGUGGUGAGAGAGCUGGAGAAGCAGCUGGAGGAGGUGCAGCAGGCCUUGCCCGGCCCCCACCAAGGCCAGAGACGGCAGCUGCUUUAUCGGAAAAACAAAACGGCUCCCAAUUUGGGACUGGCUGCUCUGGGCUCGGCCCCGCCGCAGAAGCCGGCGCUCCCCAUUUGCAUCCCCGGGAAGGAGAACGGCUGCGCGUUGUGGAAUAACUCGGAACCCUCCGCCAGCCUGUCGUCCGGAGGCAGCCAGGCCCGUUCCUGCAGCGGGGCCAAGAGCUACGACGGAGGGCUCAAGCCGCCGCCCUUACCGCCUCGCAGACGGUCCCUUCCGAGCAACUCCUGCGGGGCUGGCAGCCCGAGCUUCGACAGCCCCCCGUAUCCUCGCGCAAUGUGUUUUUCCAAACUCCACGAUGGGUAUGGCAAGGAGAUCCUUGAGUUGCAAAGGGCGUGGCUGGUGGGCCACAAGGAUAGCGGCCUUUGAACCCCCCCAGGGUGGAGAGGAUCUUCCUGGAAAAACUCAACCAGGCUGAAACUCAGCCAAGCUUGAAAACCCACCACCGCGGCCUCCUCUGACUCAAGCUGAGCUGCUGGAAACUGUUUUCAGUCUACUGAAAAUACACCCCAUUUCCUUUGUGUUGCUGCCUGGUUCAUGGAAAAGUCGUGGCUGGUGCCAGCUCAAAUCCUCCCAUCGCCUCCGGUAGUCACCCCCAGAUUUAGCUUUUGCUCCUCUGGUCUUACACCUCCCUCGACAGGAACAGUUUCCAAGUUCCUAGAAAACCCCAGCGUUAAGGCAUCCCGAGGAGGUUUUGAUUUGUUGGAAAUAAGAAGGGUUUCCUCUGAACACCUUUGCCGCCCCCAGCAGGCAGACUCACGGGAGUGAGGUGGGAGCCUCUUUCCAUCACUGGAUGCCUGGAGGGCUUUUGCAGUUAAACCUUUUUCCCUGCUAACUGAUCAAGUUGCCGGGCGGCUUCCAGCCACUGACAAACCCUUGACAAUCCAUAGUUGGGCACGCAGGAGCCCUUGAUUACGGGGCAAGAGAAAAGCCGUUCGUGGCAGGAUCCAAAUCUUCGCAAGGCAAUUGAUUCAGCUUGGCCCAGUGCCCAGGUUCUGAAUGGAAACGAGAGAGCUGCAAGGCCCUGCCUGUUUCUUAAAUUAGGGCAGGAGGAAUUUGGAGAGCGCCAAAGUCACGGUCUGGGGCUGUUACGUGGAAUUGGGCUGAGUGUGGCUUUGGGCAUGUCGAGAAUCCCAGGGUACAAAUCAGAUGGAAGGAAGGUUGGUUGGUUGGUGGCCCUAGCUAGCAUCCUUCCCCCAGUCUUGCGGUUAUUGUCUAUUUAUUUCUGAAUUACUCCCAUUUGGAGCAAGGGUAGGUCUACGCUAGAGUUAUAAUUGAGUAGGACCACUAAUGCUCUGGGAGAAGCAGCCACAGAGAGCUUGAAGUAAAGGAACAGGCACAUUUGCAGCUUUAAAUCCAUUUGUAACCUGCUUGGGAUAUGCAGGGCGCUGAUAUGUUAUGGAGUUACAGAGAAAGCUCUGUUUCCUUGCGCAGGAAGGUGUCCUGGCACUGCCCGGGCAGUGAAAUGGAGAAAUUCCACACUCGGUUUCCUCCGCCUUGCCCUCUGCCAGCCCCUUUACCUGAUUGUGAGUCACCUCUCAUGUGCGAAGGACUGGUAACGUCUGCCAGCUCUUGCAGCAGUUGUCCCACGGUCACUGUUCCUGUUUUACAGUUUGAAAACAGAGCUGGGGAGAGGGAUUUGUCCCCAUUGCACAAAAGGGCGGGUCAGCGUACCACGGACCUGCAGACAAGGCAAGGAAUAGGGCCAGACCCUGCUCGGCCAUCAUGGCUUGACUACGGAAUAGCGGGCUGGGAGUUGUAGUUUGAUCUGUCCGCAGGGUAGCGAGUUGGGGGAAGUUGGUGUCUAAUUAGCUCUGUGGUUCUCCAGCCAACCACAAAGUCAUUGGGUUGCAAAGUGCAAUUGCUCUUUGUUGGUUCGACGUGGGUGUUACAAGGUUAAAAUGGAAGUGAAGUGGGGGAACUUGGUCCUUGAGCUGCUUGUGAACGGCCUCCAGAAUCAACCUGGUUUUGGGGAGCGUCUUCCUGCCUUUAGAAACCGGGGCACUCAAAAGGCCCUGGCUUUGUGCCCGCCUCCUGCUCGGUCCUUCGGAAAACACAAUCCUUCAGCAGAGCAGCCCAAGAGAAAAUUUCCUGGGAAGCAGUCAGGGAAAGCAGAAGGGCCCUUUGCUUGUGAAAGCAGAGCUCGGGAGGGGGAGGUGGAAGGCAGAGAACAAGCGCUUGGCUGCCCCCACCUCUGAGAAGGAUGGAAACCGCCUGGACUGUGAGCAGAGGGCUGGUCUCCGAAAUGCCGGCUCUUCAGCUUUGAAACGGAGAUUAGCACCGCCCCCUAGAGUCGGACACGACUGGACUUAAUGUCAAGGGAAACCUUUACCUUUUAAGGCAACAGCAGAGCUGGCAAUUUGCAAAGGGUGAGGUACUGCCUGCCCCCCAGGAAGGACACUCUGUGUUCACGCUCACACUUUUCUUCUUUGCACACCAUAAUGGUGCCACCACAGAUACGUGUAAGAAAUCUGGACGGUAGAAUUGCUGCUGAUUUAAGGGCCUUUUUGGCCUGGCAGCUACCCUCUCUAAGUUAGCCUUUCCCAACCUGAUGCCUCCUGAACUUGCUGGGUUACAAUGUCCAGAAUUCCCACCCACAGGUCGGGAAAGCCUCUUCUGUGGAGGAUAAGGGGUGUCCAACGUUCUUCGAAAGGCCACAGUUCAGGAAGCCAUUUCCGUUUCAGAUGAAAACCACAAAAGCAACUCAUAUGCUGUUGAUCAGAAAUGGCUUCCGGGUUCCUGGAACGAGUGUUGCAAGGGAAGAGGCUGUGUGCCCUAGCGGGCCGAGUGGGUUGCAAUCUUGCCACAUCAGAGGAUUCCCCGAGAGUUUUCAUGAGGUUCAUAUGUGCUUGUUCAUGGCAACGGGUUGUACAGCCCUUGGAGUAGGGCAGAAGGACCACGUUUGCAGAGAAAACGGAGGACCAUGGAAAUGGUUGGGGUUGGUUGAUCACCUUUCCAGGAGAUCCUUCCCACCCAAUUUAGUUCAAUGAGGAGGACACUUCCACAAAAGAAAUUUAGUGCAUAGAGUUCAGUAUUCUGUAAAUUAGAAUUGGGACAACGUCAAGAGGGACCUUAGUUCAAAAAUUCCUGUUUGGCCAUGAAGGCCAUUGGGUGGUCACCAGCUUGUAGCCUGAACUAUCUUACAGGGUCGCUGGGAGGUUAGAAAUUGGAUGAUGAGGUCCAUGUACACAGCCUCAAUCUUCUUGAGGAAAUCAGGUACAUAGUUACAAUCAAGAAAUGAAGGAUCUGGAACAGGCCCCUUUUAGCAUUUUUCUUCCAAAACUGUAACAUCUUUUUGCCUAACCAUUGUAAGCAUUUUCUUACCUGGUACAGGAAUCCCUUGUUCAGACACAACCUGAAGGCUUACAAUGUAGGGAUAAAAGCAUGCCUUCCCUGGAAAAUGUGUUUUAUUCAUUCUGUGGGACAGGAGUGGACAAAGGCAGCCAUUAACUAUACAGCCAAAACUUUGAACACAAUAAACGGAGACAUCAAGCCGAGUUGUUAAAUAA